AUGACAUACACUUUCUAUAACCGUAAUUAUAUGCGAGUUUACGGGGGAGCUUACUCCAUUACUAUCUGUUCUGGGAUACCAAACAAAGAUUUAUCAGCUAUAGAAGUAAUGAAAGAAGACGACUCAAAAAUCAAUUAUAUCUUCCGAGAUAACAGGUCUUCAUUAUGGUUACCUAGAAAACAGCCAGGUCAUCCAAAUGAAGGAAAUGAGACCGCAUCAUUGGUACCAGAUGCCAAAGAGAAUUUGCCAGACGAAGGAUUGAUUACUGGAAAUACAUUGCUCUCAAUUUCACCUCUUCGUGCCUCCGUGGUUACUCGUUUUUUAAUCUUUUGUUUGCUUUCUAUCACAAAAAUAUCAGUGGAUUAUUUUCAGCUGCUUGCUGAUGGAAUUUUAUAG
Molecule: messenger RNA, 396 nt
Organism: Loa loa (African eye worm)
Lineage: Eukaryota; Metazoa; Nematoda; Chromadorea; Rhabditida; Onchocercidae
Exons: 3
Coding region: 1-396 (131 amino acids)
Source: RefSeq, a predicted model, not a curated record